This is a messenger RNA of Porites evermanni, 10602 nucleotides long. Lineage: Eukaryota; Metazoa; Cnidaria; Anthozoa; Scleractinia; Poritidae. The record is from the annotation of a GenBank genome assembly.
AUGUGUUCUCAUUACAUUAUUUUGGUGGCCUUCAAAGGAUCCUGUCAGAGUGUCAAAGAUGAACUAUUUCGUCAGCAAACUGGUACUAAAAUAAUUUUCGUUAAAGUCCCUGGAACACAGUACAGCAUUAUUGGCCAAAUUACACCCCCCUCCAAACUCCCGAAGGGGGGAGAACACUACUUCCAUAAAAAUGGCAGGGUGCUCUUUCAAAUACAGUCGAAUCCCCCUUAACGCGACCACCCAAAACGCGAAGAUUUAGAGGUCGCUCAUGGGAGGUGGUCGCUUACGUGAAUUGAAUCACAUGGGCUCUCUCUUCCGGGAAGAGGUCCUUAUACAUAUAAGUUUUGUUUUUCGUUUGCUCAGAGUUAGUGCAGUACAUACAGCGAAUUAAGAGAUCAGACCAUGUGUAAAGCGGUCGCUUACAAAGGAUUAAAACAAUGGAAAAUUAUCAAACUGUCACCCCCAAAAAUUGUGGGGAAGAUCACCUACAAAGUUUUACUAGAAGUGGUUGUCAGGAGCCCAUGCUGGUGGUCGUUUAUGAGAAGUUCCAACUACAGGGCUUUGAUCGGGAAAAUUUUGGUGUUUUGGAUUUGUUGACGCUUAUGGAAGGCGGCUGCUUACUAGAGGUGGUCGCAGAUGGAGUUUCGACUGUAUUUGUAAACCUUCGUAAAAGGUUUUCAAAUAUCUCUUUGUAGACUCGGCUCAAAUUCUUUUUAUUCCUUAAGAGGUACGAAAAAAUCCCUAUUUUUUUUACCAUUAUUUAUUAUUUAUAAGUAUUUUUUUUCUGUUACGGUCCCGAAAAGAUACCGCAACACAUAUGAUGGCGGUCAUUCGCUGUUACAGUGAUAUUGGCAUCCCCGCGUUUUAGGCACCCCCAUUCCCAAAACCCUAGUUAUAUGGGCAGCGCAUCCCCGUCACAUGUUACCUUAGCGAUUUGGGUUAGGGUUAGAGUUAGGAUUACAGGAGCCUAGGGGAUGCCCAUAUCACUAGGGUAUUGGGGAUGAGGAUGCCUAAAACGCGGGGAUACCCAUAUCACUGUGACAUCACCACUUUAGAACCGAGAAGGAAACUGGCCCGAGUCAACUUUCGUAAAGAUUUCUGGGACGGUUACUGAGGACAGAGUAAAAAAAUUGGCCAAUAGCUGACGCGUUCCCAGUAACGAUCCCAGAAGUCUCAGUUUCCUUCCAACAAAUUGUUGCCCAUAAAAGGUAGGACCGAGUCAGCUCCCCCGUCAUUUUUUUAGGGGAUUACCCCACGGAAUUACAUCGUGUGUCUACUCCUGAAAUGGUCUAGACACAUUUAAAGUCGUUUGGCGUAAAAACGGGACGCAUAAAAGUAGCUGACAACAUGGAAAGAAAAAACCAGAUUUUUUGAAAAAUAACAAAACGCUGACUCUUCCAUGUUAUUUCUGGACGAGUUGGGCGUAAAUGCGUCCCAGUUUAUGACGUUUAACGUCUAAGACGUUAAAGUCGUCUGCUGAUAGCGUCUGAACGACGUACUGAACGGAUGACUUUCAAGUCGUCAGACGUUCAAUGCGUCUGUCUUAUUUACCGUUUUUAUACUAGACGUCAAAGUCGUACUGAGUCGUUAAACAUCUCUAGCAUAAAAACGGCCAUUGUGACAUCAGCUGAGAAUUUUCUUUGCUUGCAAUGACAAAAUGCAUCCUUCCUGCUUCUUUUUGUAGCUUUCCCCUUAACGUAUCGUUCUUUUCCUUUAAGUGUUCUUUGUAGUCUUCCUUCUUUCCAAAUGUGAAAAAAUAAAAGAUAUGAGUUGUAAUUUGUACAUAUGAACGCAUUUGAUCAUCCCCAUGCAAAUUUUCGAGGUAUAAGUUUUAAUCUAUUGCAAUUGUGGUAUGUGCGGUGGUUGUAUAUGUUGUGGUUCAGUUUUAUAGUCCUUGGUUUAAAUUUUAUUUUCUUUUGUUUUUGGUUAUGGUAAGAUAUGAUAAUGAGUUUGAAACAAAAGAACACAACACUUAAACCAAGGAUAAAAUUGAACCACAACAUAUAUAAACAUGUGUAUUUUAAUACUGUAUAAAAUGUGUAUAUUUAUGUAACAAAAUUGUAUUAUGUACAGUCUGGCUUGCUACGAUUAGUUUUUUUUAUUUGUUAGCCUGUCUAACGCUAACUUGAAAAAGUAAAGUGUUAAUAAUGGUUAAAGGUUAGCCAAUCAAUUUUGGUAUAAAUUGUAAUUCUUUGUUGUUGUUGUUGUUUUCUUUGUUGUUGUUGUUUUUUCUACAAAAGAAUUGCCUGGACAGUCAAGUAUUAUUGAGGAGGAACAAUGGAACUUUCGCCCUGUUGAUGUUUCUCCAUCUUGUGACGGUCUUAAAAGGUAAUAGUUCAUUUACUUUUCCAUGUUUGUUUUAUGCAUGUAAUUUUACGUAACAAAUUUCAGGGGAGCACGAAAACAUUUUCCAAGCUAGAGUGCCGGCUAUUUAAUAAAUGUAUUGUAACGGUAGCAACAGCAAACUUUAGUGGUAACAGUGAAACUUAAAGGGAAGGCACGCAGCGAGUUUAAAUCGUUUAAGCGCAAGUAAAGUUACAGCUCGUAUCUAGAAUGGGGAAAGUACAACUGAUUCAAAUGUCGUAAAUGGUAGCCACUGGCUAAGCGGAAGCGAAGCGUGACAAGAUUUGUGGCGGCGGCUGCAAUGCAAACGGGGAAAAUUUUGCAUUUGCUGCCAUGCGCGGGAAAACCUAUGGCAGCUGCAAUACAAGCGCCGGAAGUCAUGCAGCUGCUGCCAUCCGCGCGAAAACCUGUGGCAGUUGCAAUUUGAGGUUGCAAUACAAGUGCGGGAAAUUAUGCAACUGCUGUCAUAAGUAGGAAAACUGCGGCGGCUAUAAUACAAGUGCAGGAAGUCAUGCAGCUGCUGCCAUGCGCGGGAAAAUCCGUGGCAGUUGCAAUUUAAGGUUGCAAUACAAGUGCGGGAAAUUAUGCAACUGCUGUCAUAAGUGGGAAAAUCUGCGGCAGCUGCAAUACAAGCGCAGGAAGUCAUGCAGCUGCUGCCAUGCGCGGGAAAACCUGUGGCAGUUGCAAUUUAGGGUUGCAAUACAAGUGCGGGAAAUUAUGCAACUGCUGUCAUAAGUGGGAAAACCUGCGGCGGCUGUAAUACAAAGUAUGCAAGCGCAGGAACUUAUGCAACCACUUCCCUGCGCGGGAAAACCUUUGGUCGCUGCGUUACAAUAAAUUAUGUAACUGCUGCCAUAAGCGGGAAAACCUGCUGCGGCUGUAAUACAAGGGAGAGAAAUUGUGCAACUACUGCCAUGCGCGGCAAAACCUCUGGUGGCUGCAAUACAGGCGCGGGAAUUUAUGCUAUGGAACUGCUGCCAUGCGCGGAAAAACCUUUUGGCGGUGACAAGUUAAGGUUGCAAAACAAGUGCGGCGAAUUAUGCAAGUGCUGUCAUGCGCGGGAAAACCUGCGGCGGCUACAAUACAAGCGUGGUAAAUUAUGCAACUGCUGCCAUGCGUGUCAAAGCCUGUGGUGGCUGAAGUACAAGUGCAGGAAAUUAUGCAACUGGUGCCAUGCGCGGCAAAAACUGUGACGGUUGCAAACGCGGGAGUACCCAGCUGAUGCUAAGCGCGGGAAUACACGCAAACUGCCGAUGCAAACAUACGGUCUGUUUCAGGAGUGGGAAGCGCGCUCUUGCCUUGACAUGUUCGCUCAGAACUGUUGGACCUUGGAGGGUGUGUCAUGGACAUUUGAAACCAUUCUUUUAACGACAAGCUCAACCGUAAUCUUUGAAAGUGUGACUGUGUCUACACUAUGCCGGUUGGCUGUUAGUAUGAACAGCAACGGCACAGAACUGCAACAAGUUGUUCACACACGACAGGGUCUGGUAAGCUAAUUCCCAUUCCUCGCUCCUGAAUAUUUACUUCCCCCUCAGUGGGUUCCAUCAUUCACCAUUUUAUUUUUGUUUUCUUUCUUUAUUUUUUCUAUCACUCUUCCUGUCGUGAGGAUCAGUGUUAAAAUUUGGCAUUAAAGAUUGUACUGAUCCAAGUCUACUAAAGAUCCAGCUGACUCUCACUGGUUUGUUGUUGUGAUUUUUUCCUUUAGAAGUGCUUAUGGGUUCCAUCCAGCCCUCUUUCUUACCUGUCCAAGGUGUGGCACAGAACCUAUCCGAUAUGAAAAGCGCCACUUUCGAGAUCGGCGCGGCGCGGCGUAGCGCAGCUUCGCUCCGUUCCAGAAGUCGCGCCGAAAUCACCGUUCUUAUGUGUCAACUUCAAUCUUUACACAAUAAAGCUGCAAAAAUAAUUUUAGAUUUGCCUAUUGGAUCAUCUGCUAGUGAGGCCCUGAAUAAACUGAACUGGAAAACUCUCGCAUAACGUAGGGCCGAGCAUAGGGCAACUUUUAUUUAUAAAUGUUUAAAUAACUUAUUUUCACGUCGUUUUAAUAUUGAAUUCAAUAAGGAUAAACAUGAUUAUAAUACUAGAUGUAAAAACAAUAUCCGUAAGAGUGGUGCAUCUAAUAGGAACUGGGGCCAUUGGACCUCGACAAACUUUACCUCAAACGAUUGGAAUAAAUUGGACCUUUCAAUCAGACAAAGCCCAUCAUUAGCUAGUUUUAAAAGAGUGUUAAGAAAUGUAAAUAGUUUUUAGUUUAAUUUUUAUAUAUUCAUAUAUUAGUCUUUAUUUUUCCUUUUUGUUCUUUUUUAAUUUUUGAGGACUCUUUUGUAAAUCACUUAUCAGCGAAAUUGAUAUCCUCAAUAAAGAUUAUUAUGAUUAUCAUUAUCAUUAUCAUUAUCAUUAUCAUUAUCAUUAUCAUUAUCAUUAUCAUUAUUAUGAUUAUUAUUAUGAUUGUCAACAGAAGCCCUCUCCCGUAUGAUUUUCGUGUAGGCGCAAAAGUAUUGACCACUACAGAAAAUACCAUAACAUACCAUAAUCCUCUUUGUUUGUCACCCCAAAAAUUUACAUAAGCAUAGUCUUCAGUUUCUCUUGGGAGUUAAAGUGGCCCCAAGAGAAACUGAAAACAAUGCUUAUGCAAAAUUUAGGGGUGACAAACAAAGAGCAUUACGGUAUGUUAUGGUAUUUUCUGGAGCGGUCAAUAAUGUGAACAUAGCCUUAGGCGCCUCUCCUUUUGGUAACCAGGUUUGGUCACACAGCCACUCCCAAAUCUGAUGGUAGCAUUGUACUUACUGGCGGAUUUGGUCUUGAAAAUGGGAAACACAUGCGGCUUAAUGGUGUCCAUUUACUGCAUACUGUUCAAGGUAUUGUUUGCUGUAAAAAUUGGCAGAAAAAGAAACGCCCAGUGAUGGAUAUGCCUUAAUAAAAAUUCUCUAAUUAUCUUACAAUCUUGUGUCGUAGGAGGGUGGCAUUGUAUAGAAGUGACAGCUGCCUCGGAAAAUGACUUACUUGGUAAGAGAAAAGAUAAUGUAAUAGUUCCUUGUUUUUAGCAUGCGUUAAGCUACAGAAUAGCUCAAAAAUCAAAAAUAGAAGUGUAGGAUGCUUAAAAAUCUUCCAGAUGGUUAAAAAAAAAAGGAGAAAAAACUUGGCAGUCCAAAAAAAAUUGGUCGAUUCGUCGUCCUGUUUGUCGUCAGUGUCUUGUGAACCAGAGUUUAGCUCAAAUAAACAAAAAACGCUUUUUUGUGUGCUUGAAGAAUAAACCAAGGCUUAUAUGCUUAGUAAAGUUAUUACCUUACUUGCGUAAAGAAACAAAAGUUCCUAAUUUUGCGAUACUUACUGCUUGGAUACACAAGACGUUUAACGCAUAAAAUUUCUUUAACUUUAUUAAACUGUCCCAACUGAACCUGAUUAUGAUGGUGAUGGUGAUAGUGUUGAUGAUGAUGAUGAUAGUGGGGAUAACGUUGAUGACUGUGGACUGUUUUGUAACCAACAUUUACCUCUUAAUUUCAGGUGGUCGAAUCUUUCACACAGCAACAGCAUUAAGCAGCAGUGACAUUUUAAUAUACGGCGGUAGAACGUCGCCAGCAAAGCCUUGUGCACAAACUCUUCUUUUGUCACUAACAAAUAAUACUGAAUCAAUAUCUUCAAAUUAUUCAUGCGGCGCUUCCCAAAGCGGCCGUUCGGAGAGUGAGUAUGAAGGCGAUAACGAUUUUCAAAGCUCUCUCAUCCCAAAUCCGUGUUACAAACAGACUGUUUUAAACUGCGGUGGAGAUAUUCCAGAACCAAGAUGGCGUCAUAGUGCUACCCAUGUCUUCCUUCCUGAUGGUAUGCUAAAUUUUUCUAGUCUUGACGCAUUUAGUUUCUGUAAACCGUUAGUAGUGCUUUGCAAAUAGAAAGAUUAAGCAUCGCGUUUACGUCAUACGUCAAACGGCAAAUAAGAAGUUUUCAAAAUGAGAAACGAGCAGAUAAAAGCAGCUUUAAACGAUUCUUAUGGAUAGAAUUAGCGUGAAUCUACCGAUUUUCGUGCAGUUAUAAUGAACAGUAAACGACAAGUAAAGUGGAAACUUGGUCAGGUGCUACAAAUUCACGUUUGCCGUUUGCCGUAAACGCGAUGCUUAAUCUCUGUAUUGUUGGCUGGGCGGGCAUAUUAUCAGCAGGCCAGCAAGUGACUGAGUGAGCCUGGGAUCAGUUCCUUCUCUCUGUUUGUACGCUUACGUCGCACCUUGACCCUUUGCCAUCUCGGACAACUAAAAAGCGGCUUCUCUCAGUCAUACAGUCCUGCGAGAAAUGGUCAUUUCAUCCUUUUUCAGACCGGGAGGACAUCAAAGCACUCGUCUGCAUGCAGGCCAUAAAUUUGAAUAAAAACUCUCCGAGUCUUCCCCGAAAAAUAACCCUUCCAUCCAUUCAAUGUGAUAAGAGUCUAUUUUCUCCUUAGAAUAUCACGGUUUGAUUAAACAUAGAAGUUUUUUAACUAAGGAAAUGCUUGCCAAGUAGAAAAUGCUUACCAAGUAGAAAAACUAUAAAGUCUUUAAAAACCCUGGGAACUGUAUAAAGAGUAAUGCGAUAAAUGUUCGUGUUGUGAUAAAAUGUAGUAUGUUUCUAAUUCACACUUAUUAUUUCACACUGUUGUUUUGGUUCUCACAGGUAGCGAAAAUUUGCUCGUGUUUGGCGGUCGCACUCCUUCUUGCCUCGCUCUUGGAGACUGUUAUUUACUCAAUCUUAAAACGCGAAUGUGGAGAAAGGUAACCACUUCUAAGAAGUUGUUUUCUUCGUUCGGUGUUAGACACACCAAGCUUAAACUCCCAAGAAAGGUUCCUGCGCAAAAAGGGUAUGGAAAAUCGCGCUAGUUGUUUGUUGUGUACCAUUUACAAAAAAGUUUCCCGAAAAUCUGGUUGGAAAGUUAAUGGAACACCAGAAAAUUCCACCAGAAAAUUUCCCGGAGCAACGGCACAUCUGAAAAGGUAGUUUUGUUUUUUCCGAACCAAAUGAUCCAAACGGAAAUUCGUGUUCCAUUUCUUCAAAGUCAUCUUUUAUAACAGUUUGAGGCUUUCGCGGCCGUUUUUCGGUUAAAGGAACUGAUUUUUGCAAAUGAAAAACACGAUUCCGGAAUGAAAUUUACCUGUCCUGAAUUUUGCGUACCAUUUGCUUAAACUGUGAACCGUCCGGUUUGCCCAUGUAAAUAGUAAACAACUAUAAUAAGUCGCUUCUUUCAGGAAGCACCAUUUUUUAGUUACCAGGACAACAAAUACAAGCCUGGGAUUUCGUGAAAAGCGAAUAGAAUUUAGUGGACUGGCAUCGACCUAAAGGCAUGCUCAUUUAUUCAACUCUACUACAAUUUAUUGUUUAUUAUAAAACGCAAACUGUCAAAAUUUAAGCACAAUGCACUUGCACUUUUCGAUGCGAUCCGUUUUACAUAUACUCUGAGGUGUUUGUAGUUAAUCUCUAGUUACCGUUGCUUUGCUCUGUCAUUAAUUAUUGCUGUUUUUAUAGUUGCUUCUCAGUGGAGACACUGCUUCACCGCGUCAUUCCCACUCCGCAUGCACGUGGAACAACGAUGUAAUACUAUUGGGAGGCCUGGACGCUAGUCUUCACGCCCUCGCCACACUUCAAAUCAUAGACACUCAGGUAUAAUUUCCUGUUUCAGACGUUGUUCAUUUUAAUACAGACUCUACACCUGUUUGUGCAAAUAUGUAAUACAGCAAACACAAUUACAAAUUUGCAGAUAAGGAGAACGACAAGAUAGGAAAAAACUAAUGCAGUAUAACAGGUGGAGAGCUAUGUUCUUUUAAGAAAACCAGCGGGAGUGUAUUAUCAGGUUUAAAAACUCGAGGCGAAGCCGAGAGUUUUUACACCCGAUAAUAGACGAGUUUUUUUGAACGGCUUCAAAAUCUCUGAUAAAGAUCAACCCAUUCUUACUCUAAUAUUUAGAUUUGGGGUUAUGUUGGUCUAAAAAAUCGACGUAAAGUUUAGCCGUGUCUUUAUCAGAUAUAAAGACACUCAUUAAACAUUAAUUUCUUUUGUUUUUUCUACAUGAAUUAUUAAUGACUUUUUGAAAUACUUUUAACAACUGAGCACAAUAUUUACAGUUGAAUCUCUCCACAACGGCUCCCUUGGGGACAGAAGAAAGUGGUUAUUAUAGAAAAAUGGCCUUGGUGGUGGCGGUGUAAUAUGACACUCCCCGUCCCCCCUCCCUUUUUUUUCUUUUUUUUUUUUUCGGGUAAGGUGACUCUUCACUGCGAAAUUCGCCGAACUUUGACAUUUUCAGGGAACUGGAAUAAGCACGACAAAGUUUGAAAAAACACAAAUUCAUUUUAAGGGUGACGUUUUUGCUGCGGUCGCCGCCGUCGAUGCUAAAGCUCCCUUUUGGCAGUUGGGAACGCACUUUAGUGCCGUUACCGUUGCAAAGAGGUUUAAACAAGAGUCAGUGUAUAGAUUGUGCGCAAAAGUGGCCGUUCUAGAGAGGUGGCUCUUAGUGGUGUUGCGACUGUAUUUCUAAAUUAAUACUGAGCAAAGUAAAACUUUUGGAGAGCAAAUUUGAACUGGUUUCUAGGAGGUUUUUGUUGGAUUAUUUACCAACUUGUCCUGGGCAUCAAGCCAUCUCAUCCUCACGCCUGAUUACUAACAAAAUGAUAUAUGCUUUGCUUUCAGGUAAACCCCAUGGCUCUACGGACACUUAACGUUCAGCCUGCUUUAUUACCAAGGUAUCGUCCCACGAAAACUUUAAUUCGUAAUUAUUAUGAAUCUUGUUGCGGGCGACAAGAGGAGCCCGCAAUACUAAUAUCCAGACCCACUUUGUUCAAACGCUGGUACUCAUAAUCUGAUUACGCGUGGUUUGACCACCUAUCACGUGAAACUUACGCAAAGCACAGCGUUCGGGCAAAAGUGUUUUGACCGAUCGUUGUCGCCCGCACUCCGUAACCUUCGGUUAUUUGUAGUAGCUUUGUAGUAGCUAGCACGCAUGAAUUUGUUUUUAUAAUUUCGUCAGAGCGAAUCUAGCAUAGUUUGCGAUGAAUCUGUACGUAGCUCUAUGGUGAAUUAUCUGCAAUAGUUAGAUUGCUCGAUCGGCUUUUUGGCGGCGUUAUUAAAACAGUGAACACCCGCGAACAAGAACCUAGUGGAUUAAGAACUUCCUGACAGAAGAUUAUUAUGCACCUUUUUCCAUUGUAUUUUUUUUUUCAGAUACUCUCACACAGCUCAUGUUGUUAAUGACCAUCUUGUACUGGUGGGUGGAGUCUCCCCAAACUCUGCUCACACCCCUGGGGUAGUUCUUCUUAAUCUCAAGUCUCUUACUUGGAAAUCAUUUUCCCUUCCGGUAAGUGCUUUUCUGUUAUCACAAUAUUCUACUAUUCUAGCUAAAGUCGUGCACGAUUUCACAACGAGACUUAGGCCUGUUUACAUGGAGGUGGGGGACCCCAGAUAGGUGAGGUAACAUGCGGCGGGUCACCCCACCUAUUAUGUAAACGUGAUCAAAUUAGAAUGAGAGAUUCUAUGGACAGGCAGGUUACCCCACCUAAGCAGGUUACAUCACCUACCUGGGGUCCCCCACCUCCAUGUAAACAGGCCCUUAGAUAGCUGGAGUCGGCACAUACAAUAACACAGGAAAUAGGGUCUGGAACCGGGGGGUGGUCCUGAUCCCGCUUUCCCGCUUUCCCGCUCCUUUUUCACUACAAUCCCGCAUCCCGAACUGCAGUCAUCUCUAUCCCGGAUACAGGUAGUUUCUUGGGGUUAUCGGACGUUUCGAUACAAAGCUCUUACGAUCCCAGUCAUUUCGAUACAAGUUUAUUCAUUCUAGGUGUACAUAGUUCCACGUUCUUGGCUUAAAGAACGACGAUAUUCACCCAAAAUUUCACUGCUUGAGUUUGUAUCGAAACGACUUGUACCGAAACGACUUUGCAUCGAAACGACCAGUAGUUUCUUGGUGUUGCGGAAGGAUGCAAUCACCAAAUGACGUAAUUCAAUAGGUUGAAAAGACACUGAACAAUGUACACACCAUACCACCACACCAUUUUCUUUCCCAUAACCGCAUCCCUUGCCGAGAAUUUGGCUUCCUGUGGAGCGGUCAAAACCCAUUUUCCGUCAACAAAUUUUGCGUUUUGCCGAAUCCUACACAAUAUUUAGGUCAAUUCCUGGAUCCCAGGAAAACACAGCUUAGCUACUAAACUGUGUCCCAGCCAAAUGUCAUUUGAAAACUACCAAAGUAGUAUUUUUGUUUAUUAUUCUUUCUUUUAAUUUUUGUCAAGACCUGUACAGCCCCUCAAAAUCCCCUGA